Molecule: messenger RNA, 2906 nt
Organism: Brassica rapa (field mustard)
Lineage: Eukaryota; Viridiplantae; Streptophyta; Magnoliopsida; Brassicales; Brassicaceae
Product: short-chain dehydrogenase TIC 32 B, chloroplastic
Source: RefSeq, a predicted model, not a curated record
UUAUAUAUUUAUUAGAAUCAUAAAUUUCACAUUUCAAAAACCCUACCACAACCCUCAACUCUAAACCCUAAGUCUAGAUUAGUUAACUCUAAGAGUAUAAUUGUAUUUUACCCUUCACUAAAAGUGAGGAUAAAAAUGGUUAGUGUAAACAUGAAAAGUGGUACUAUAAAUGUGGUAUUUAUGGCAAUUUGUCUUGAAUUUUGAGUAAAGUGGGAGUUAAGUUUGAUUUUCCUCGAAAGAUUCCUUAUCUUCUGAAGAAAAUCAUAAUGGUGUUCCUUUUUUUGGUCAAAUCAUAAUGUUGUUCAACUAUAGUUUUUUUUUUUUUGAAACUCUUGAUAAACUAUAGUUUCUAUACAUAGCUUUAGUAAACUUGGUUUUGUUUUUGAUAGCGUUGUUUAAUUAAAAACGAUAGUAUUAUUUAGGUUUACUAUAAAUAAAUAUAUUAACUAAAAACCAUUUUCCAUAUGCAAAGUAUCGUUAAUUUAAAUAAAAAACAAAAAAAAAAUAUAUAUAUAUAUAAUCUAAAUUUGAUAAUUCUUAGCUGUAAUUUGUAAUAGCUUAUAGUUUAUUGGCUUAGACUUGCAUAACCUCUCUAAAUUUGUAAAUAAAAUUUUAAAUUAAUUAGAUGCUUAAUUCAAUUUGUAUAGCUAUAUAAAUUAGGAGGGUUUGGGUAAGUGGUAACUCAUUCACUGGAAACAUGUGAAGAGAGAAGGAUGUCAAGUAGAUGCACACUUGUAUUGUAUAGUAACCAACGGCUUCUCACCAACCUUCAUUAAUACUUUGGUCAACCCUUAAUAUUCAAUGGUUAGUCACCCUCCAUUUUUUCAAAACAAUUAGGGUUAGUAGUCAUCAAUCCCCAAACGUAGCGUUUACUUACACUAUUACCUUUACUUGAAUAGACGAAAAAUCAAAUUCCUUUAGAAAAGCGAGGCAUCCCAAAGGAGGGAACACCACUACAUGUAUAAGUUGUUUGAUAACAACAAAAAAAUCAAACAAUUUUACACUGUCUAUAAACUACAAAGUGUAUAGCCUAUAGAGUUCAAAAAAACUUGCAUGCUUUAGAAAUAACUGCGAAUAUACUGGUUUUACUGUAUGAAACAAUUUUCCGUUGAAGUAAACCGCAAUGGCAGAGUUUUAUAGACCUUAACCAAAACUUAUUGAGAAGUAGACAUGCUUGAUUUGGGCACAUGAAAGUGUUCUAUAUAUCACUCGAACGAGAUAUUCAAACAGCUCCUUAAUUUGAUUUAGAGUUUGCAUGCACUAUCGAUCGUCAAAAAUAUAUAUUAGAGUUUAUAUGUAUGUAAAUAGUAAAUAAUUAAAUACACAUUGUUAUCUAUAUAUAUAUACGUAUUCAAUUUUUGUGUGGACUCCUACGAGUGUGAUAUUUUGCUAUUUACUAUUCAUAGAUCCAUUCACGUAAUAAUGUCGAUGAAACUAGAAGAAACCAAGAAGAAAGCAUUAAUGAAACUCUUUGCCACUUAUAAAUAUGCUUCUCUCAUAGUACCAUAUUAUUCUCUAACACCCCUCUUCCUUCUUAGUUUCUCUCUAUCUCUCUCUCUUCCAUAUUGGUUCCUGAGAGACAGAUCUCUGAAAAUAAGGAGGCCAAGCUACUAAAAAUGGGAUUAUAUUCACUAAUCACAGGGAGAAGAGGACCAAGUGGGUUUGGUUCAGCUACAUCAGCUGAAGAGGUUACCCAAAGGAUUGAUGCAACUCAUCUCACUGCAAUUAUCACAGGAGGGGCAGGAGGGAUAGGAAUGGAGACAGCGAGGGUAAUGGCCAAGAGAGGUGUUCAUGCGGUAAUUGGUGCCCGAAACAUAGGAGCUGCAGAAAAUGCCAAAGCCGAGAUUCUCAGACAAAACACAAACGCACGUGUCACCCUCCUCCACUUAGAUCUCUCUUCGGUCAAAUCCAUCAGAGCCUUUGUUCGUGACUUCCAUGCCCUCCAUCUUCCUCUCAAUCUCCUCAUAAACAACGCAGGAGUAAUGUUCUGUCCAUACCAACUCUCUGAAGAUGAAAUCGAAUUGCAGUUUGCUACAAAUCACAUUGGCCAUUUUCUGUUGACAAACUUGCUCCUAGACACAAUGAAGACCACAGCUAAAACCAGUGGUGUCGAAGGAAGAAUUUUGAAUUUAUCAUCUAUAGCUCAUAUCUAUACUUAUAAAGAAGGAAUCAAGUUCGACAGCAUCAAUGACAUAUGCUGUUACUCGGAUAAAAGAGCUUACGGACAAUCAAAACUAGCCAAUAUAUUGCACGCUAACGAGCUCUCCCGUCAACUUCAGGAAGAGGGAGUGAACAUAACAGUGAACUCAGUGCACCCUGGUCUCAUCCUCACCAAUCUCUUCCAACACACAGCUCUUUUAAUGAGUAAAUUUUCUCUCUGUUUUCCUCGUAUUAUUUCCUUUAAAUUUUCACUAUUGUUUGCUUUAAUCCCCAUUUUCACAGGGUUCUUGAAGUUCUUCAGUUUUUACUUGUGGAAAAAUAUACCUCAGGGAGCAGCUACAACAUGUUAUGUUGCUCUGCAUCCAACGCUGAAGGGAGUAACGGGAAAGUACUUUGCAGAUUGCAAUGAAGUUACUCCAAGCAAACUUGCUAGAGAUGAGACUUUGGCACGAAAACUAUGGGAUUUUAGUGUUAAGCUCAUCAACUCUGUUUCUAAAAAAAACUACCUGGGUUUCGAGGACACCAUUUAAUGAGAUAAUAAGAAUCUCUUUUAAUAAGAAUCUCUUGUUGUCACUUUAAGAGUAAAAGUUAAAAGAAUGAGUGAGAUUUGGAUGUGAUGUACCUUGUUUCGAUGGUAAUAUAGUGUUUAACCAAAAUUUAUCACUAUCUCACAGUUUUAGCUUUAUCUUCUUCCGAUAGAAUUGGAUCCACUUUUUAAUCAUUUCAGUAUCAUUGAGUUUUGCGUC